GGCUGUUCAAGAUGAGCGACAAGGUCCCGGAAGAGAAACAAGGCCAGAAUCAGGGUCAGGAGGGCCAGCGAAAGGAUCAAUCCUUGAGGGUCCAAAUCCUCGUUUACCGCUGCAUGGGCAUCGACCUCUGGAGUCCCACAACCGUCAACGACCGCACAUGGCUCACUUUUGUGACCAUGGGCCCGCUCUUCCUCUUCAUGCUGCCCAUGUUCCUCGCCGCCCACGAGUACAUCACCCAGGUGAGCCUGCUCUCCGACACCCUCGGCUCCACCUUCGCCAGCAUGCUCACCCUGGUCAAGUUCCUGCUCUUCUGCUACCACCGCAAGCAGUUCGUCGGGCUGAUCUACCACAUCAGGGGCAUUCUCGACAAGGAAAUUCGUGUUUGGCCAGAUGCUCGGGAAAUCGUGGACGUGGAGAACGAGAGCGACCAGAUGCUCAGUCUGACGUACACCCGUUGUUUUGGACUGGCGGGAAUCUUUGCGGCCAUCAAGCCCUUCGUGGGCCUGGUGGUGUCCCUGAUUCGCGGCGACGAGAUUCACCUGGAGCUGCCCCACAACGGGGUGUACCCAUACGAUCUCCAGGUGGUCGUGUGGUAUGUGCCCACCUAUCUGUGGAACGUAAUGGCCAGCUACAGUGCUGUGACCAUGGCGCUCUGCGUGGACUCGCUGCUCUUCUUCUUCACCUACAACGUGUGCGCCAUCUUCAAGAUCGCCAAGCACCGGAUGAUCCACCUGCCGGCGGUGGGCGGCAAGGAGGAGGUGGAGGGCCUGGUCCAGGUGCUCCUGCUGCACCAGAAGGGUCUCCAGAUCGCCGACCACAUCGCCGACAAGUACCGUCCGCUCAUCUUUCUGCAGUUCUUCCUGUCGGCCCUGCAGAUCUGCUUCAUUGGUUUCCAGGUGGCGGACCUGUUCCCGAAUCCCCAGAGCCUCUACUUCAUCGCCUUUGUGGGCUCGCUGCUCAUCGCCCUGUUCAUCUACUCGAAGUGCGGGGAGAACAUCAAGAGUGCCAGCCUGGACUUCGGCAACGGGCUGUACGAGAGCAACUGGACCGACUUCUCGCCGCCCACCAAGCGUGCCCUGCUCAUUGCCGCCAUGCGCGCCCAGCGACCUUGUCAGAUGAAGGGCUACUUCUUCGAGGCCAGCAUGGCCACCUUCUCGGCGAUUGUCCGCUCCGCUGUGUCGUACAUCAUGAUGCUGCGCUCCUUUAAUGCUUAAAAAGGACAUCAAAAUGUGCCCAUCGAGGGAAUAUUAUAUGCAGGUGUGCCUGGUGACAAAGCAGUUUGAAAAAAACGGAGUAAAAAUGUGGUUUAUAUUAAAAAAACAACAUUGAAAGAGACAAGUAAACUAGAGUUUUUUUUUGUUUGGCGCAUAUCAAGUUUCUCAUCACAAAUACUUUUUAAGUAUAAAGAUAUAAAAAAUAUAAAAUUGACAUUAUCAGGUGUAUUUUGUUACCUAUAAAUAUUGAUAUUCAAAUUUAUAUAAAAAGUUCAAGAGCACAUUUUAAUAUUGCUGAAAAAUCAAAAGACAUUUUAAAAAUAUUGUACCCUUUUCUUAUACAUAUUUGCAAUGUUUCUAGGGUAUUAUUUGAUGAUGUUUUAAUGCUUAUAUUUAUUAUUUGUUUAUAAUAAUAAUUAAAUAAAAAUAAUAGACAAAUUCACUUUCAAUUUAGUAGCAAGUAUACUGACACACUUUCCAAUUGUAAAAUUCGUACCUUAGCUUCUUGCUAGAUUAAUCUGUUUUAUUUAUAUAACCAGCCAGGCAAAAUAGGCAGCUAAAAAUGCGGAGACUAGAGGUCGUACAACACACCCACUGCCACCCAGCCUUCAUGACGGGCAUUUUUUUUUUACUAGAGCAUUUUUCUUGGUCCUUAAUAAAAGAACAGGUAAAGGAGGAUGGGGGUGGGGGUUUCAGGGAAAAUAGAGCGGAUUGCAAGUGAUAUUGCUGCAAACUAUUCGAAUCUUUUCGCGUUUUCCGCCGUUCUUGCUUGCCCUUCAAAAUACCACCCACCACCCAACGCACAACGCCCACCACCCACCAAUACCAUCCAUUUUCCACCGGGCUGUAACGAUUUCCUGUUUGAACCGUGAUUGAUGACAGGCGACUGCGGAGGAGCAAGGUAAACUCCUGCUGGAUGCAAAAGUCUUAAGUACACGCAACACUGAGCUGCGUGAUUGGAUACUUGGAUGCCUGGAUACUUGGAUACUUGGGAACUGCCCAGCAGCCUCCACCAUCGACCAUCUACCACUAUUUACGCCGGCUGCAACUGUUUUAAAGUUUUCAAAUUGCGAAUGCCAAUCCAUAAGCACAUAAUUACGUAUACGCCACGGGGCCCACAAAAAAUUAUGGGUUAAUGCAAGGGCACUCUGCAUUCGGUUGCCUUUAACUUGUUUGGCUUAAUAAUUCAGGCUUUCAAAUACAAGUAUUGGUUUUAACUUGUUUACAAUGAUGAGAAAUGGAACAGUCAAUAAAAAUAUUAAAUUUUUAAAUACAAACAAAAUACAAUAAAAAACAUAAUA
Molecule: messenger RNA, 2515 nt
Organism: Drosophila suzukii
Lineage: Eukaryota; Metazoa; Arthropoda; Insecta; Diptera; Drosophilidae
Gene: Or9a
Product: Odorant receptor 9a
Biological process (GO): sensory perception of smell; detection of chemical stimulus involved in sensory perception of smell
Cellular component (GO): plasma membrane
Molecular function (GO): olfactory receptor activity; odorant binding
Source: RefSeq, a predicted model, not a curated record